Messenger RNA from Patella vulgata (common limpet), 1257 nucleotides. RefSeq names its product kielin/chordin-like protein. The record is from RefSeq and is a predicted model, not a curated record. Gene Ontology annotation, molecular function: protein binding. Bases 61 to 1227 code for a protein of 388 amino acids. The transcript is spliced from 3 exons. Lineage: Eukaryota; Metazoa; Mollusca; Gastropoda; Patellidae.
UGUAUUUAAUUAUGAUUAGGAACCCGAUAGUUGAGAAUUAUACGUCUACCUAUCAAAGUGAUGGCGAAGACAACAUCAUGGAUACUGUAUAUCUUCUUGGCUGUCGUCUCAACUCUAGCAUGGGUACAUGGUGAAACUAACUUGUCUAGGUGUUUUUAUGAAGGUGGAGUUUAUGAGCAACACGUAGUAUUCCCGGUUAUUGAUGAUGAAUGCAACAGUUGUCGGUGUACAGAAUCUGGAACCGUUACCUGUACCAAUUUCAAUUGCAGUGAAUGUAUGUUCAACGGAACACUUUACCAAUCAUGGAACAUCAAUGCAUUUAAUGCUACCGAUGAUUGUAACGAGUGUCAUUGUACGAAAUCUGGAACCUGGUGUACCAAAUUCGUGUGUUGUACGUACAACGGUACACUUUACCGCGAAGGAGAUGUGCUCCCAGCGCCAGAUGAUUGUAACAGUUGUUGGUGUGUAAGUCAUGGACGCGUAUCAUGUUCCGAUACCUUUUGCUAUUUCUGCGGAUACAACGACUUGGGUGGUCCCCUCCGACCUGGGGAUACAUUUACUGCUUCCGAUGGUUGUAAUACUUGCCAAUGUCUCCGAGAUGGAACGACAAAUUGUAGUGACUAUAAAUGCUGUAGGUAUGGCGGUACACCUUACCAAGCAGGGGAACUGUUUCGAGCCACAGAUGGUUGUAACACUUGUCGGUGUAUGGAAGUUGGAACGGUAUCUUGCACUAAAUUCAAUUGCGAUGACUGUCUGUACGACGGCACUCUUUAUCAACCAAAGGAAAUAUUUAGAGCUACCGAUGGUUGUAAUCAUUGCAUGUGUUUGGAAUCAAGAACCAUACAAUGCACAGACAUGGCUUGCAAUAACUGCCUGUACGACGGUAAACUUUACAAACCAGGGGACAAAUUUAAUGCUACCGAUGGUUGUAACACUUGUUGGUGUUCGGAAAAUGGAACCGUACCAUGCACCGAAAUUGCCUGCAUCAAUUGUCUGUACAACGGUACACGUUACCAACCAGGGGAUAACUUUAAUGCUACCGAUGGCUGUAACACUUGCCAAUGUCUCCCAGAUAGAAGUGUGGCAUGCACGGAUGUCGUGUGCAUUAACUGUAUGUACAACGGUACAAGUUACCAUCUAGGCGACUCGUUCCCGGGCUCCGAUGGCUGCAACACGUGCGGGUGUCGAAGCGAUGGCUCAAUAGUCUGCACGGAAACUGCUUGCUAGACCACCCAAUAAAUAACAUAUAUAAAGUAA